Messenger RNA from Cygnus olor (mute swan), 1953 nucleotides. It is a transcript of the gene PGRMC2, whose product is annotated as progesterone receptor membrane component 2. The record is from RefSeq and is a predicted model, not a curated record. Lineage: Eukaryota; Metazoa; Chordata; Aves; Anseriformes; Anatidae. The transcript is spliced from 3 exons. Bases 16 to 831 code for a protein of 271 amino acids. Gene Ontology annotation, cellular component: endomembrane system; membrane.
CGUUGGCCGCACGUUAUGACGGUUGGGCGGCGCGAGCCCCCCCCGCCACCUGGCCGUGCGCGCGCGCAUGGCGGGGAGUGGGGGGGGAAACGGGGCCGCCUCCGCGCAGGCGCGGUAGCGGCGCUUGGCCCAACGAGAGGGGCGGGGAGCGGCGGCGGCGGGGGCGUGGCGCGGCGGGGGGGGAGGCGUGGCGCGGCGGGCGCUGUCCUGGCGGUGAUGGCGGCCGGCGGCGAGGGGCGGUCCGGCAGCGAGGGCAGCGGCGGCGGCGGCGGCGGGGAGGGGGGCGAGGGAGGCGCGGGGGGCGUCGGCGGCGGCGUCGGCGCGAUGCUGCUGAACGUGGGUCUGCUGGCGCUGGCGCUGCUGGCGGCCUACCGGCUGUACGCCCGCUGGGCCAGGCGGAGCGGGCCGGGGGCCGCCGGGCGGCCGAGCCAGGCCGCCGCGCUGCCGCGGAUGAAGCGGCGGGACUUCUCCCUGCAGCAGCUGCGCCACUUCGACGGCGCCCGCGACCCCCGCAUCCUCCUGGCCGUUAACGGCAAGGUCUUCGACGUGACCAAAGGCAGCAAGUUCUACGGGCCCGAGGGUCCAUACGGAAUAUUUGCUGGCAGAGAUGCCUCCAGGGGACUAGCAACUUUCUGUCUAGAUAAAGAUGCACUCAGAGAUGAAUAUGAUGACCUAUCGGACUUAAAUGCUGUACAGAUGGAAAGUGUAAGAGAGUGGGAAAUGCAAUUUAAAGAAAAAUAUGACUACGUAGGUAGACUCCUAAAACCAGGGGAAGAACCAUCAGAAUACACAGAUGAGGAAGAUACCAAGGAUCACACUAAACAGGAAUGAACUUUGUAAACAACCAAAGUCAGGGGCCUUCGGAACUGCAACCUCUUAUUCCCCAUCACAGAAUGUCCUGCAUCUUUGGGUACAGUUCAUCUGCUGCGAAAAACAUUCAACAGGUUUUGUACAAGGAAAAUAAUAUACUCACAAAUGAAGAUUUGAAUACUAGACAUUAUUUGUGCUGCCAACCGUUUUGUUGCAGUUUAUUUGUAAUGUCUGGUAAGGCUUCGUUAGUGAAGAGGGGCCAGGGAUUUAAAGGCAAAAACGCUGUUCCUUUUUAUCAGUAAGCUGAAGCCUUUUCAAAUAGCAUAUAUUACAAGCUCUUUAAAGACGCGAGUCUUCAAGCUCAGUGAAAGAUUUGAAACUUGUUUCAUGUGUGUCUUCUCCUUCAGCAUUAAAGAAAGAUGUACUCAUGUACAUCAGUAUCAGUAGGUUAGACUACUGAAACUGGUGUGAAAAUGUGAAUUUCCAAUUUUGUUUUGUAUGUGGGCGCGUUAGUAGCCCUGGCAGAAUACUUCAGUUCUCUACGAGAAGUCCAUGCAGAUCAGGAUGGGGGUAAAAUUCAUCCUUUCCUCAAAAGGAUUGGGUAAAACUGUUUCCUCUGCAACAACUAUUAUCUGAAGCCUGCCCUCCCCACCUUCCUUUUUCCCAUUGUCUAAAUCAAAUCAAAUAUUAAUUGUGCCUUAUUUCGCUUACAUAAACUUGAAUUGUUUUAAGGGAAAGCCCCAAAUCGUGGUUUCAUAGUCACUACAAGCAGCAUUGAGACUGAAGUUAGAAAGUUCUGUUGACUGGAAAACCUUGAUGUCAUUCUGUGUAUAGAAUGUAAAAGAGGAAUACUCAGUGUUACUGCCAUAUGUUAAUACUACAUAUACUUAAAUUAGCAUUGUGAUGGCCAAAUGCAUACUCCCAUGCUUCUUUUUAAGUAAUUAAAAAAAAAAAGUCACCCUUCCUCCUCUUCCAGAAGCUGCCUAACUUUUGGGAGCAUAGCCUUCACACCCCUGUAGAGUGAAGGGGCGUGCGCGCGUGUGUAUGUGUGCGUGUCUGUCUGAAUGCAAGACUUGGGAGGGAUUGUUUCUGCAGAUAUUGUAAAUACGAGUACCAUUUUAAUAAAGCAUGUACAAUACCAAA